GUUACGACGCAACAGAUUGGCAUUAACUGAGAUAAACGUGCUUUGGUACUCGUUUAAUUAUCUGGGCGGCAGCUUUGACCAGAUUGUGAAUGUAGACAAAGAAGUGCUUUCCUUUUAAAGGUGAGUUAUUUAAGGCAAAUCUGCAUGUAUCAAAGAGACCGAUGAAAACUCGAAAUCGACCUUGAAGGUUCUGUUGUGGUUUAAUUGUAACUUGGCCGCCAGAUGGAAUCUGUAGUCAGAUAUUUCAAACAUCUUUUUACAACACGGAUGUUAUACAUAUUCAAUUGGCUGCUUUUCGAUUAAUCGGCGAAGUUCCAUCUCGUAGCAAAUUUGUUUUGUAUUAGAAUGAUUCGUAUCAAACUACUACUAAAUACGAUGUCUUCGAAGGUUUGUGCGUGAGUGCUAGACGAAAGCUAUUUUUAGAUCUAAUGCCUCGGACAUAUGGCCUUAAUUUCAGUUACUUAUAAAUUUCCUCCAUCCGCUCUAAAUGCAACAAGGAAAGAAACAGAGAAAGCGAAGAAAAAAAAAGUGAACAAAAAUUAAAGAAAAGAAGGAACGGGGACAUUCAGGUGAAGGGAAUAACACUGAAAUGCAAGAGAUAUAUCACUUUACUCUAAUGUAGAAUUAUGCUCACCCGACCGCUACUGGCAACAGUCCUUUCAGGACUCUUUUCACAGGGAGGGUUAGACUACGCGAUCAAAUGCUACUCUUAAGUUCAAGUAUGCACUGUUUUUAAUGCAUCUUUCACUAUAUUGAGUCAUUCCUGCCAAUGGAUUUCCUUUGAAUUCCUACAAAUUGAUCUCUCAGAGACAUAGGGUCACGCAAUCCUCGCUUACGAGCAAAUUUUUUUCUUAGAAAAAAUCGCACACAUCACCUUAAACUGUAAAAGAACUUAAAAGACGAGUAGGAAAGUCAAUCUAGAGAGGUAGUAAUCGGCAGCAAUGAAUAACAAAUAUUAACACUGGCUCUUCAGAUCUGAAAGCUAAUUUGCAAGAUAACUACACGAAGUUCUUCCUGUUGGCUAGUCCUGUCCUGAAAAUCUGGCGAUUAAUUCAGUCGAUAUUCGCUAUUUGAUAAUUUUUUAAAUUCUUGCUACCUUUAUGUUGGAUAGCGUAUUAGCUUUUGAGGAGAAUUUAACAUUUGAUCGAUCAGCAAAAAAAGAAACGAAACCCAUUACAUUCUUGACCCUUUUAACUCCCAUUAGUGAUCAAGGUAGAAUUUCUCCACACAAUAUCGAUGCAAUAUCAAGCAGACAAGUGAUGAGAAUAAAGAAAAAAUAUAAAUGAGGGAAUUAUUACUUGAUUCAUUACCAACUUCUCCGAACUAGCCUUAAGAACCGUAGGACAGACUGUAAGGAGAAUUGCUUAUGAGAUCUUGGGGGUGAUAGGUUUAAACUGAUACCUAGGACUGAGAAUAAGAGUUUCAGUACCUUGCAUAACGUGGUGUAUAGAUUGGGUUGAACUCGGUGACUCUUAGAAAAUAGUUUUAUGUUGUCUUGGAGUAUAUUGGUAUUCGUUAGAGACGCCAAAGGCGUGGUUGCUGAGCCGAGUUUGUACAAGUUUACAAAGCGAUCAAUGAGGAAUUUCGGAUUUCUAGUAGAAUUACCAGACAUAAAGUUGAUCGAGAGGGUUACUUUGCUUGUAUCACACUUGAAAAAUUCCUGCAAAAUCAAUUCAGAAAUAUCUCGUGACGAGGAUUACAUUGACGUCAUUAUGGCCGUGCGGUUUACAUCAACAGCAAUAUGCAUGAGCAAUUUCGCUCUAUGCUAACCCCCUCUCGUGCGUUAAACAAGGUUUUCUAGCGUGUUUCUGGGGAUAAACUCGUGUCGUGAUCGUGCAGUAAGAGCCACGUAGCGUGAUCAAACAGGUAUGUUCUUGUUGAUCAUUAUUUAAAUGCGCUAUGUCUUCUUCUUCCUUGAUUUUAGAUAUAACUGCUUUGUAAGUCGAACUGAUGAAUUUGCAUACAGGGGGCUUUCAUUUUAAAAGUCAGUUUGAUCAUUUGAUUUAACGAGUUUGAUCGAUUGAAAAGGAAACCCACGAAUGUUACUUUGUCUUGUAAGAGUUUGUUUAACUUGAUCAGUCAUUGUUACAGAAUUUCAGUUGAAGACCCAGUGAGUGAUUUUCAUCGCUUAAAUAUUACGAAUUCUUAUUCAAACGAAUGUUAUUCCUCUUUAAAAGUAUUCGAGCUCUAUGGUUGCAUAGAUAAAUCAGCAAAAUUUUCACUUCCUUAUGGGAAAUACAUGUGAUGUGGUCGAGUCUCGUUAAUUGGGCCGUCCAAGGUUACCGAUCAUUCAACUUGGAUCAACAUUGCUCGUGUCACAAUUGUAGAUCCCUAAGAAAUUAUUUAAAUCGUUGCGAUUGAUGUUGCUAUGACUUGUAUUAGAAGGGAAUCUUAACGAUAAGUUCCCAAAGUUUUCGUUAUUUUCUAAGGAUUAACUUGAAUCGCAUCUAUACCUAAGACAUGGAAACAUCGUGGUGCUGAUUGGCGACAACAUCAACUGGAAGCUCGGAGUCUGUGUUCGAGUCUAUGAUCAUAACUUCAUUAAUUUUGUUUAUAUAUCUCAACCGUUUCUUGUUCAUUAAAAGCCACGAUAUCCAGGCAAUUCGAGAAAUAAGUCUUAACUAUUAGACAGUGUUACUUUCACCAUGCCUAAUCUUUUUCUAGAAAUUAUUUAGUCAUUUUAGAAAAUGUAUUUGUUUUUGAAGUAUAGCUUUGGUGACUAAACCAUAUAUUUCCUCUUUGAAGGAUACGAGUUGCACACUUCUAACUGAGCCUGAUUUGUUUGUUUAGAACGUUUUAGCACUGUUAUUGACAUUGAAAAAUGUCAAAAUAGACCAGUGUUUGACAGAGAACACUCAACUAUCAUUUUACAUAAUUAUUGAACCAUAAAAGAUAUAAUAGAUACUUCUUUCUGUAAUUUUCGUUUCGGUCUUGUGUUUAUAAACCGGAGAAUAGGAAGUUUGAUCAAUAGAAAACAUUCGCAUUCCCCGACGGCUUUGGAUACAGUACCUCUACGCGUAAAUGCUGGGUUCACCUGAAAAUUGUUUGCCGGCAUUUAGCCGGAAAGCAAGAGCGACGCAUUAGAAAAACUACAAGGAUUGUAAGAUAUUUAUUUGAAAUAACGCUAGGAAAGAUUUGCAUGCCAUCAUUACCAAGAACUACAGCGACGCUAAUUUCUCUUCAUUUCAAACAAACCGAACUACGUAAUUUGGUUUCGGGUCUUCUCAUGGAAAGGCUUAUGACCUUAAGAUUUGCAGCAUAUGAGGAGAGACGGGGGAGAGGAGAUAACAGCUUAAGGAAGGGGCUUGCAAUUCUUCUCAGGUUUUUUUUUAAAUGUUUCAGCAAUCUAUCCUUUUCAUGCUCAUUUUUUAUCUCCAGAAAAAUUCGGCAUAGCAAGGUCGCACUUUGUUACUUGUUUGAAAGGAAAUCUGUUAGACGUAAAGAUGAAAUAUCAUGUUCUACGCAUGAAGAAAUGGCUCGUUCUCUUCAGCUUCCAUGUAGCUCGAAAUAAAAAGGAUGGAGAACGUGGAAAUCUUACUGUUUUUUCUUUAUUAUUAUCAUUAACGCUUCAGUAAGAGCGUUUCUUCACUCGCCUAUAAGUUUGAGGUGUCGAGAAACGCAAGCUGGGUAGUGGUCUAUUCGUGUCCUACGGCAAACUACUCCCCGACUCGUCUCAAACUUCUCAGGGGCAGAGAGGAGCUUAGAACCAAGUUUACAAACGGCAAACGGCAAAACUUGCUUUAGCUCUUUCGGCUGUUUUUUCAUCUAAGAAAAAAAGUUAAAUAUUUGGACGUUUUGUGGCUAGGGGAAAAUAUUUUGAAUUCUAUCCACUCAAGGAUUAAAAUUAAAGAACCGAAAGCAAAGGUUAAUUUUUUCCUUCGCGUUCGCCCUUUAGCAUGAAUCAAAAUCCAUGUAGGUAUUGAUACUCAAGUCGUAGAGCUUUCAUUAAUACCCGAAAAUCCAGCUGAUGGUAUCUGAGCCUGCAUUGUAUCUGCAGUAUUUUUCCUCUGUUCGAGGCUUUUAUGUUUCCGUUUUUGUGGUGAUCAAAAAAGCUUGCUUUUAUCUGUUGGUACCAAACUGCUUUCACCCUGUUAAGCCCUAAGAAUGACGUUUAUCAAUUAUUAAAGAGAUUAAAACCGACAAGGUUUGAAUACACUAUUUGCAUAGACCGUGAAUAAUAGUGUAGUAAACCGCUACCCUGCGGGAUUCUCCGAUAGGAAUGAAAUGAUGAUUUUUCCUUUGGGUCUUUGGACGUGACACUCAUCUUCGCGCUCUAGCGAAUUCACCAGAGUAGCUCUUUUUUUACAAUUAGUCCCUUAAUGCUCUCUCAAUUACAGACAUAGCAUAUCCGCAUCCAAAAUUCAGCAGCACCUAGUCCUGCAAAGAUAUCGCGAUCGUUGAAUUAAGAGCUAUUUGUUGUUGAUUUACCCACAUGAAUGACCCUUCAUUUCUGUCAUUGUUCGGGGUCGCUCUUGUUUGAAUCGAUUAUGUCUCAGUCAUUGUUAUUGUCACACUCCAAAGCAUGCGCUUGACUUCGCGCAGUGUGACGAGUUGUCAUGCAAAUUUUCGUACGUGCUUGACGCAAAGUCUGUGCUGUUCCUAUUUAUGUUGUACUGCACGGUUAUGUUGAGGAAUCAGCUCGUUCAUUAUUGAACAAUGGGGUCGUAUAUUGAGUGAGUUUCGAGUUUCUUUGCGAUACUUUUUUUAUUUAAAACGAAAGUCGGCGCGACUGCUAUAAGUUUCAUUUCACUGAAUGAUUACACGACGAUGAUUUUUCUUUCAGAAGCAGUGGGAAAAUCCGAAAAACCGAUCUUAACGCGAGCUUGAUGACGGUUUCAAGCGACGAUUCAUCGGCGACAAGUACAUCGCAGUGUGUUGUCUCUUAUCCCGAUGUCAGCUCAAGCAGGGAGGCGAAGACGAUAGCGCGGCUCAAACUGGCACUUGAACUUGUGGCUUUAGGAUUCUUGACUAUGACUGUGCUGUUUAUUUGGCAAAUCACGAAGAAACGGCCCGAUGCUACUGUGCAAGUGAGUCUUAAAUUUUACAAAAACUGACGAAUUGAAUAUUCAAUUUAGAUACCUGUUUUAUUUAGCUCUCGAGUCUUUCUUUAAGUUCUCGAUUGAUUCUUGGCAGAGAUUUGUUUACAUGUAUAUCAUGUUGCCUACAGGUUUCUGAUUGGCUACGCUCGAGUGCGCCGUAGAAUCUAAACGGCUUCAAAAGGUGCAGCAUGUGCUAAACUCUUCGGUCCUAGCAAGUUCUUUCUGUGCUGGAAAAGUAUAGAUAAAGAACUUAGUUUACGGUCUGACAUUUCAAACCGGCCAUUUCCUAAAUGUAAAAAAAAAAAAAAAAAAUAUGGACUCGAAGAGGUAUUAUGUAAUGAACUUUGCAUAAUACCUUUUACUGAGUAAAUUAAGAGUGAAACACAGAUACAUAUUUUUUCUUACUUUCAAAGUAAGGCUCUUCCUGAACCUCCUACAUCUAUGAAAAAUUUAUAUCAAACAUAUCUGUAUGUAAAUUUUAUUUACGCAAGUAUCAUUUUUUGGAAAUAGUCCUGAUUUGUAUACUUCUUAUGACGUUUUUAAUGUUUACAUAGUUGGUAUUCGUCUAUUUUUCGUAUGGGCACACUUUAUUUGGAUCUUCGCUCUGUUUUGUGUCCCGCACCUUCGUUCUUACGACCUCUUCAAAUGUGUCUCUUUUACCCAGUCUUAUUUUAGCACUGUGAUCAUGGUGAAAGCGAUUGAAUAAAUGAUAAAUUAAGGUGUUCUAAGGUAGCUGCAGAGAAGAUUGUAUUAUUGAAUCUAGUCAUACUCCUUUUUAAUGGAAAUCAUGUCAGUUUUACGUACCGAAGGAAGUCCUUAAUCACUGCUACACAUUUUCUUUGGCAGAACCCAGUUGAUCCAUCAACGACUCAGGUAAGCAGACUGAUUGAAUAUAAAGUAGUUAAUUUACAAUGUCAUUUCCUCGCUGCAAUGCACUGUUUCUUGAUUUUUUAAAAUUUACCACCAACGCUAUCCCUGACCAUAUUGCAUGGAAACGCGCCAAAUUUCUGUCCAAAUGCUUUUCAAUGCUUUUGUCUUACCGUGGGAAAUGCAAUGGCUAAAUGGCUAAUAUUGGCCAGACUGAUUGAGAGUGUGGAACCCUCGUUAGAUUGGACUACUUUUUGGACUAUCUUGUGAACCACUACAAUUUCUGUCAAGUAGGAGCUUAAGUAACCUUAUGCAUUCAGGAAGAAAAUGCCGAGGAAAAUGUCGAUUGAAAAAUGAAUAUAUAUUUUUAGUUAGAAUUUGGCGAAUGGCUGGAUGUGUUUUCCGUCUCUCACGGCGCCACACCUUGAUUUCAGCAUGACGUAUGUGAGCAGCGUUGAGUUUUAAUUGGAAAUUUGAAUAAUUUGCCGUCGGAGUUUUCAGUCAUAGACGACCCAAAUUUUGGUGAUUUCCCGUUGUUGUUUUGUAGAAGACGGCAAAGAAAUGUACAAAGUUUUAAAACGCACGUGCUGAGUUAUUGCUCUGACAUUUGUUCUUUUGUUUUGCUACGUCCUCGAUCGUUGCCGUCGCACUCGUAUUUUGCUGAAGGUCCCUAUUUAUUGAUACAAGCAUUACGUAAUAUUCGACAUCGCCGAAAAGCAAGGACUGCUCGUGGUCUACGCGUGCAGCAGUGUUUUUGAAACACACCGACAAAAAGCAGAUUUAGACAUGCCUAGUUUCGGUCUAUUAAACGCAAACAAUACCUUUCACACUUAAUCCCGAAGUAGUGAGUUUGGCUAGGGUACUGAACUUAACAGUUGUUUACGUCUUUUUGCGUCACCAAGAUUUCAUCAUUUUUUCUUUGUCUCUUUUUCUUUUUUUGGUCCAGAAAUAUUUGACUUUCAAAAACUCCCCGUGCCCUAUUAUGAUCGAGAGGGCUCAACCACCAUGGGUGCUUCCUGAUGAAGUAAAGAGAGCUCUCUAUCAAGCGGAUGCCAUCUUUGGCGCCUUUGAAGGCGUCCAAGGCCUCGUGAGUUAUUUUUGUAACAUGUUGUUACGGUAUUUAGCUCUUUUAUGCUGCAGUUUGAAAUCCAAAAUACCUGACGUAAGAUAACAUUGAGACACUGACCUUAACUUACGCUUGAGUAAAUGGCUUGCCUUCUGCGCGAGAGUACGCAGGAUCUCCCUCACUAGAGAGUCGCCUCGUUCAUUAUAGAGAUAACAGACAACGAGUGGAGAACGUUGUAGAGCGAGGAGAAAGGGGGGGGGUGUUGGGGGGCUGAAUGGGAGCGGACACCUGCUGCUUCGUUUGUGAUAUUUCAAUGACGUCACCGGCGGUCAAGCUUGUGAACUGAAAAAAGUAUCAUAAUCGGUUCUUUUUUUGUAGAGUUUUAGUGUUCUCGGACUGGGUAAUUGACUGAAACUUGCAUGUAUCGCGUUUAAUAGGCGCUUUGAUCAUCGUUUCGCAAGUAAAGUUGAUUCAUAAUGCUGCUGAAGAGCUCCAGUUUUCAAUAGAAGCAAGGAAAGACCACAAUAACGAGGGAUUCCUUUCCUGUUUUUCUGCUCCCGUCAGUUUGAAUUACGAGGGAUUGUUAAGAAUCGAGAUGAUUCAGGAGAAGAACAACAAAGUUUGUUUAUUAACUCACAACAUUACAUGUUUUGCAUGUGAUUUCUACAGGUGGGGAUGACUGCUAACGUUGUUUAUCAAGACAGUGUGAUAUGGAGAAGAAACUACGGCCUGAAAGACAAAAACCAUCCGGGGGUCUCGCCUGAUCAGGAUACGGUAUUUCGAGUUGCCAGUAUCACUAAAAUAUUUACAGUAAGUAUUCUUCUGUCAUGGAAACUGUAGCUUAAAAUUCAGAUCGGAUGAUUAUUGAUCAUUUGAAUUAUACAGUAUAUUGAUGAAAAUUAUCUUUUGACUAGUUAGCGAAUUCAGUUUAGACCGGUGUGCAUGUUGAUUUUUACUUCCAGUACAUGGAUGUUACUGAUCAAUAAUUAAUAAUUAAUAGAUCUUUUUAGUACUGAAACGCUAAUUUUCAAAAUGUCUGCCGAACGAUUUUUUUAUUGCUUGAAAGAAGUAUGUGAAGUAAACAAUUUGAUCCGAUAAUCGUAUGGGUACUGAAACAGUUAUUCUACUCAUCACUUAGAUAAAUAACCUGCAGUUUUUUUUUUGUUAUUUUUUUACUGUUCCUGCUCUUCGUGUUGUUGUUGUUUAUUUAUUGUUGUUGUUAUUGUGAUGUCGUUGUCUUAAAUGGAAUUCGUCUUUUCAUUUCUCCCAGGCUAUAUUUGUGUUCAAACUACUUGAAACCGGCGAAAUUGAUUGUUUAGACGACCCGUUAGAGAAAUACGAACCCAGAUUUCAAGUUAAGAAUUCUUUCAAUCAACAAAAAAUAACAAUCAGGUGAGUUGGACGUGAUGCUGAAUUCAAAUAAUAUGCAAAAAUUAAUAGAAAUUAAAAUGUCCACUAUGAUGUUUAUGAUGACGAUAGAGUAGUAAAUUGUUUGAACCCGGGGAACCCAUUGGAUUGUGAGAGAAUGUAAUCCUUAGAAGGACUGUUGUCGGUAGUGGUGACUGACGUUUCGACAACCUGAGCGGAAGUCAUGAUAGUCAACUGAAUAGUAGUUGUCAGUCAAAUAUACCAAGUCCAGUUCGUGUGAACUGAUUUGUCGGUUCAGCCGUAAUGUUAUUGGCUGUAAGACUCAAGUGGCGUAAAUUGUCUGUGAUUGGCCAGUUUCGAUCCGUCGUUGAGUGGUACUGUUUGGUUCGUUUGUGGUGUUGAUUCGCGAAUAAGCCGUUGGUAUGGGGAUCACUAAUGAUCAAUCCCAAAGAAAAAGCUCUCAUAACGUUUGUCUUUGUGCUUCUCUAUAGGCAAAUUUUAGCCCACACCUCAGGCCUCCCGCGGGAGGUUCCAUGCAGUGACGCCUACUCAUACGGUAAAACUCACGUGUGUCCUGUUAACAAUACGUACGUCCUAGAACAACUGAGUAGAACUGAACUAAAGAAUCCCCCUGGAAGACUACCACACUACAGGUAAGAAAGAGAAAAACGGAAUCUGCCAAUGUGUCUUAAGAGUAUACAGACUUAUAAAGUUAAGAUUUAUUGGUCAGAGUUUCACUUCAAUCUCUGCCAAAAGUGAUGGCCAAGAGGAUUCUUGCAUGACGGUCGGUUAAUGUUGAGUUGAAAGAAGUGCAUCUUCCAACUGUAUUUUAAAGGGACACGCAUGUAUAGAAGUAAUAGAUCAUGUUAGGGAAAUCUCCCCUCCUGAUUGUGGGAUUCCUUCGUGUCAGGCACUUAACGCAUACCAUCGUCCUCUGGGGAUAGAAAUGAGAGAAUAAUCUUCAUUUCGCAUUUUGAUUUCUCUGUUUUACUGAAUGUUACACUACAGUGUUAAACAAAUGCAAAAUAAAUUUAAUCAUGCAACACAACUCAACGCAAUAGAAGACAAUUGGAUAUCACGUCUCCAUUCGAAUCCGUGGAUAACGGUGGUUAUUUUAUAUAGAAAAUCAGUUCUCGUAUAUCUUUUCUUAUAGGAAACCAAAUGGUCUCCAAAAAGUCCAAUGAAUUGAUUUUGUUUUUCAGCAACUUAGGCUAUGCCUUAAUUGCUCGGAUUUUUGCGGAGAAAUUUGCAAACAGCGACUACGAGGGCUGGGUGGAGAGAAAUAUUUUCCAGCCACUAGGAAUGGGGAAAACUGGAUUCAACCUCAGAAGGUAUUUGAGCUAUACUUAGGCCGGUGUUUCUGAAACAAAACAAACACAUAACCAAAGCAAAGGAGAAAACAAGAUUAAGUAUUCUGCAUUAUCAACCUCAUGGGAAAGUUCUCUGAUUUUUCAAUCGCUGAGGCCUCAUUAUCGGCUUGCAACUCGGUUAGCGGAUUGAUUUUUGUCAUUUAUUCUGCUCAGAAUGUCCUCUAACAAAGCUGUGGGCUACGAUGACGAUGGUGAGGCUCCUCUGGUUGACUGGGAUUGGGCCUCGCCGGCAAUCCAAGCAUACUCGACAGCAAAUGAUCUUUAUAAGGUUUGUGAUUUGACAUUACUUUUUUUCACGUUAUGAAGCAACGCUAACAUUGAUGUGGAAUGAGUUUACCUAGAGGAACGCGGUGUCCUGGAGACUAAUGACGACAGCCGGGUUGAGUUGAACAGGUUUAAGCCCCAGAUUAGAUUUUCGGUGUUUAUGUACAUCGUCAAACUACUGGCCGAGUUUUUUCAAGCACGAUUAGCACUUAUCUAGGGUUAAAUACCAAGGCAAGGUUGAAAAUCUUGUAUACAGAUAAACUGGGUUUACAAGGUAAUUUGGUGUCAUCAACGUAAGUCGAUCCAAUUGAGUUGAUAACGUUAAUUGGCCACUGUGAAAAGUCUUUAAAGCUGACGUUUCGAGCGUUAGCACUUCGUCAUUCGCUCGGACGCUCCCCGACGCAGCACCACAGUUUCUUUAGAAACUUCCCCCCUUUAUUAGUUUGGGUUUAGUUUUUUCGAGUUUCAUAUUAGUUAUCACGUAAUCGUAAUUCAGGCAACAGUUACCCUUUUUUGACGUUUUUAUUGAAGUGUGUUAUUUCUCUGUACAGUUAAUGACGUUUUUACUUGGCACGUCAAGCACAUCAAUAUUAACACGAGAAUUGGUACAGCAAUUGAUGAAGCCAGGUCUGUGGGUAUAAUAGCUUUGAUAUUUUCAUAUCUUUAGGAACAAAAGUCGUCUAACGACUCAAGCAUAGUGAAUAUAAAUCAUGAGAUACCUCAUGAAAGAGCCUGGUUUUGUUCUCUGCAGACACUUCGGAGGAGAAAGGUUCUUCUUCCAUGCAAUGCGUCGUUCUAAAGUGUAACCAUGUUGGUCAUGCAUUUACAGUUUGUCGUAGCCCUUAAGGCGAUCUGUGCAUUCUUCCUCAGCAGUGAAAAAUGGGGAAAAUGAGAAAAGCUAUUGAAAUAAGAAGUAGGAGGCCAAACCUGAUGCCUGAGUGAACUCAGCCAGCUAUCUUCUGUCCAUUUGCCUUAACUUGCAGAUUUCAUGUACCCGGAUGGUAGCACUGUGUUUGGGACUGGCUGGGAGAUUAUCGACGCUGGUACAUAUUCAGUUGUGACAAAGUCAGGAUUUGUUCCGGGAUAUUCUGCUGGAUUUGCAUUUGUACCAGAAUUUAAACUUGGUUGGUAAUUCGUACUUGAUAGAUGCUGUCUUAAAAUUGUUUUCUUUGAGGAAUUUAUCUUAGAACUGAAGUUUUAGUAGAACAGUAGAACACGACUUAACUCCUCAUUGACUCUCUGUAAUACUUUUGUUUUUGAUUUUCACCCUCUAAUGGUUCUUUGGUUUUUGUUUCUCUACAAUCAAUUUAGAUGCACUUUAACUUUUGCGUUUUUUUACCACUCUGCCAUUGAUUUUGACUAGCUAAACAGUUGGAACCCCUGUGUUAGUUACACCUCACCAAACAAGCGAUUGAUACACAUGUUUUCCUAUUUCUAUUUCGCUUUCAUUGUUUGUACUAGUCUAACAUUCAUGCAAGACCCAGCUUUUUUUCAAUCUAGGCACAAGUUCGUCUUUCGGAUGAAUGUUAAUCUAUUUUCUGAAAAGAUCUUUUCAGUUUAGCUGGUAAGCCAGCAAUCGUAUCCUUUAAAUGUUCUCAUUUUUGACGCUGCUAUCUUUAAAAUACAUUUGCAGGCGCAGUUGUCCUUGUCAGCGGUCGUGAAGUCGCUUGGAGGCUAGUGCAUUCGAUUGUUCAAACUUUGGCCAAAACGAUGGAUGCAGUGUUAUUGCGUCAACAGUUGCAGGUAAACCAACUCUUAAAUCUGUUGUGAAAACAGUGCUGUCAAUACGUCAAAGGUGUACGUACGCUGUAGCAUCUCGAAACAAACUGAUUUGCGAAUACAUUUUAAGUUGUAAAACGUUGUUGUCGUCACACGUUUAUAGCAAAUAUUUGCAAUGACAUACGCUGUUGUUUUACUUUUAAUGAAAAUGUAUAACCGACGGUUGGUUUGUUUCUGAAGUUUUUUCAUCGUUUUAAUUAAUUCGUAAAAGGACUUUGUGUCGUCCAAUUCUGUCUGUGUCAUACUUGUUAUUAACAGAUCGGACCAGCGCUUCUUGGUCGUCUGAUUUUGUAAAUCUCUUGUCUGAUUGCAAACCCGAUUGGACUCCACUCAGUCCCAUGACCAUAACUAAUUAGAAACAUUUUCUGUUAAAAGUAGUUAACUUAGUAUGACUUUUCUUUGUAAUGUUCUGUAGAUCCAGCUCCUUCCCAAUAACGAACAGUACCUUGGGGAAUACCGGAUUGUCUCUCAUUGGAUGCCGGAAGUAAUUGUUAACAUAACGGAAAAUGACGGACUUUUGCUCUUCACCCAACUUCCGGGCUCCUUUGGUUUUUCCUAUCUGAAACCCAUCACGGACCACGUGUUCGAGGUAAUUUACAGAGCUGGAUUGGAUUGCAUGACUUAUGGAUUGGGACAGAAUCGAGAAAGGGUGUCUUUCGAUCCGCCGUCCGCUGAUAAAAAGAGUCCUGGUCUUAGGUUUGGCCCGUUUAUAUUCAAACGAACGUUCCCUGUACAUAAUAAUGUCUUAAAACCAAGGACGUCUGGUUCACAUCUCGCGCCAUCAAGUCUACUCUGAUAGAUUUCCGUGAUAGUAGUUUUUCAAGUUUUUAACGUAAAUAUCAUCAGUAUACACCACACAGGUGAAUAGUUCUUUUAGCGCGCGCUGAUUGGCUAGUUCGGAAGUAAAUAGCAAGUGUUAUUCUCCUCCGAGCAUCUGAUGAGACAAAAUUGCGCGUCAAGGAUUUAAUUUGCGACCAUUUUUCGGUAUGUUGUAAGAUACAUUAUAUCAGAUAUUUUGUAUCUGUGUGGCAUACAGUACAUACCUUGGUUUCUGUGACAGUGGCGGAUAUUUACCGAGCCGCGAAGCGGCUCAGUAAAUAUCCGCCACUAUUCACCUUCACUUUGGUGAAUAAUUGUUAAUUGCUGUGGACAGUUUGCCUCUAAAGACAGAUUUUCAAUUUUAUUUCAAUGCGUUUUCUUGGCAUCCAUACGCUCGCGCCAUAUUUGAUCUAGGAAUUUCCUCAAAGCUUAUAAAUAUAUUUAAGAGUCUGGCAAUUUAUCUCUGUCUUCUUCCGAAUAAAUUAGACUAUUUAAUAAAUGUAAGUAUAAUUAUUACGGGUACCAAUUUACCCAAACCGAAUUAAAAUUGAAAUCGUC
Molecule: messenger RNA, 13130 nt
Organism: Pocillopora meandrina
Lineage: Eukaryota; Metazoa; Cnidaria; Anthozoa; Scleractinia; Pocilloporidae
Source: the annotation of a GenBank genome assembly